CCACAUCAUAAUACAGUGCGUACAAUCCAGAAUAUUGACCACGUACGUGAUUCGGUCGCGAUUCCGUCCGAAAGCUUUGUCCGCCUAAGCGGUCUAUUCUUGGUUUUGAUGUGUCGCAUGGGCAUCAGCACCAGCCAUUGAUCUUGGACAAAGCUCAAUGUCUGUCCAACGCUUGAGGAUAUUUUACUUCGACCAAUGCCUGAAAGAUAGUAGCCUACAUCGCAACAGUUUCGCCCUCCCUUCCCUCGAUUUUGACCUCCGUUCCAAACACUACCGAAGACUUGACAUCACGAAAUGACCAACCCACGAGCGGCGAAGAGGAGGAGGUUGUCCGACAUACAGUCUGCAGACCAGGAUGGUGAUAUUCAAAUGCGAGAUGACGGUCAGGAUCUUCACUCGGUUGCAUCGCCACUGACAGGGCAGGGCGGAUCGUCCACUGCCUCGAAAACAUCUCGACAACAACCCUCAAGGGCUGAGCCAGAUGCGGUUGAGGGCACAGCCAUGAAUGGGGCGGGUGACAACUCGGCGAACGUGGAGACUCCUUCACGGAGUGGCCUUCGGUCGAGCGGACGUCAACGGAAGCCACCGCAGAGAUACGAGGAAGAAGUUCUCAACACUCCGCCGUCAGUGAAGAGAACCAGAUCGUCUGUCGGACCAUCUGAGCGAACGCUACGAAGCACAAGGAGAAGUAGAUUGGUGCCGGGGACGGAAGAGGCUGAGGAGAACUCAGCGCAGCCUCAGAAGGGAGGACUAGCCAGAACGAGGUCUAAGAGAGCUUCCGUCAGAUACGCUCCCACAGAGGAACAUGAAGAAGAAGAUCAACUUGAGAGCCGAGAACAGUCGCUACAGUCUCCGACCCCAGAGGAUUAUCAAGAUGGAUUGGACGACCUUGUUUCGAUGCAACUACAGCAAGAUAUCACUCACCAGGAUGCGACCGAGAAAGACGACAGUAUGGUUACGUCCGAUCCUCUGCCUGACUAUGCAGAACGCUUCCAGAGGCUGGUUCAGGGAGGCCUUAACGAAGAACUACGGCUUCUGACAAAGGUGCUUCUCGAAAAGCUCAAUGGAAAGCAGCUCAUUCCGUUGAAAGGGCUAGAGAAUGAAUACACCAAGGUGCGUCAGCUCAUUGAGCAGACCGUCACCGCUGGCGAAGGUAACUCAAUGCUGCUCCUUGGGUCUCGUGGCUGCGGCAAAACCGCCAUUGUGGAGACGAUAAUAUCGUCGCUGAAGAAAGAGCACAUGAAUGAAUUUCAUGUGGUUCGACUCAACGGCUUCCUACACACAGACGAUCGACUUGCGCUGCGGGAGAUGUGGCGCCAACUCGGUCGUGAGACCAACACCGAAGAAGAGGCAGGCAAAGUCAGUACCUACGCCGACACCAUGGCAACUCUACUUGCUCUCCUGUCUCAUCCGGAGGAAUUGUUCGGUCCUUCUGGAAACCCGAAGGCCGUCACGGCGGCCAAGUCCAUCAUCAUCAUUCUUGAUGAAUUUGACCUGUUCGCGACUCAUCCCCGACAGACCUUGCUCUACAAUUUAUUUGACAUCGCACAAGCUCGCAAAGCUCCAAUAGCUGUGCUGGGACUUACCACGAAAGUCGAUGUGACCGAGAUGUUGGAAAAGCGUGUCAAGAGUCGGUUCAGUCAUCGAUAUGUCUACGUUCCACUUCCCAGAAGCUUCGAAACUUUCUCGGGAAUCUGUUUUGCGGCGUUGAACUUGGAGGACAAUGAGAAGCAAUGCUUUUUUGACGGUGUCGCACCCGGGAAGGGAAACACACUAUUGGAGGGGUGGAGGACAUAUCUACAGGCACUCUGGGCCGACGAAUCGUUCAACCAUCAUCUGCAGAGGAUAUACCAUCAGACAAAAUCCGUCAAAGAAUUCUUCUCAAGUGCCCUACUGGCGAUGACUGAGUUGCACUACAGCACUUACGACUCCUCAUUCGAAAUCCCGACACCCAAGACCUUCAGCAACCAGGCUUUAUCGUGCCCGGAUCCUGCUCCUCUUCCCUUCUCUACGUCCACAACUAUCUCUGCAAGCCCGUCAUCUCUUCCGCUCUCGCUCCUGCUGGCCGCGACCCGUCUGACAGCGCUGUACGACCCUGGCGUCGAAGCCGGUCAGCCUCAGAAUCUAGCCCCACUUGCACUGUCCUUCCCCGCAGCAUAUGCGGAAUAUGUCCGACUGUUGACAUCUGCUAAGACAUCUGCUUCGGUAUCUGGCGCGACCGUCACUCCUGGACGUGUCUGGGGUCGAGAUGUGGCGCGCGAAGCGUGGGAAAAGCUAGUCAGCUGGGGGUUAAUCAACCCUGUCGGCGGGGGAAGUGGGACUGCAGAUGGACGGAUGUUCCGUGUCGAAGUCAGCUUCGAGGAGGUGGUUGCCAUGGCGGGAUCGGGUGGCUCACUAGGGAAAUGGUGGCGUGAGUGACACCGUCUGUUGUCACUUGCCACGUUUGUGAAACCACCAAGCUUAACGACUGUCGUGUGGUGUAUGGCGUGGAUGACAAGCACCAUAUCACAUGGCGCCAUGUUGCGGGGACAGGUUGAAGCCAAUCACAGGGUAUUUGGGGGCAUCUCGUCAUCAAGAUGGUUCAGAUAAUCUGCAACAAUUAAACAAGUCCAACGUCCAUGCAAUACAGCUCGGAAAACCCCCAAGCGACAACCCGAGAACUUUUACCUCGGCGCUACUGAGAUACGAGUUAGUGCCAGUAUGUCUUCAGUCAGUAAUCUAUCUAGUCUAGACGCUGCGUCUUUGAAUCGACAGCUUCUACUCCACAGUCUAGCCCAAUGUUUAUAUGAUGAUCAGCGCCACUCUCGGCCAAAAACGUG
Aspergillus novofumigatus IBT 16806 is the source of this 2819-nucleotide messenger RNA. Its product is annotated as origin recognition complex subunit 4. Gene Ontology annotation, biological process: DNA replication initiation; DNA replication. The coding region runs from base 295 to 2418 and encodes 707 amino acids. Gene Ontology annotation, cellular component: nuclear origin of replication recognition complex; nucleus. The transcript is spliced from 3 exons. The record is from RefSeq and is a predicted model, not a curated record. Gene Ontology annotation, molecular function: ATP hydrolysis activity; DNA replication origin binding. NCBI's taxonomy places the organism in Eukaryota, Fungi, Ascomycota, Eurotiomycetes, Eurotiales, Aspergillaceae.